Messenger RNA from Guillardia theta CCMP2712, 1041 nucleotides. RefSeq lists its product as hypothetical. Bases 1 to 1041 code for a protein of 346 amino acids. The record is from RefSeq and is a predicted model, not a curated record. Gene Ontology annotation, biological process: positive regulation of ubiquitin protein ligase activity; anaphase-promoting complex-dependent catabolic process; positive regulation of anaphase-promoting complex-dependent catabolic process. Gene Ontology annotation, molecular function: ubiquitin ligase activator activity; anaphase-promoting complex binding; protein binding. Gene Ontology annotation, cellular component: anaphase-promoting complex. NCBI's taxonomy places the organism in Eukaryota, Cryptophyceae, Pyrenomonadales, Geminigeraceae. The transcript has 9 exons.
AUGAAGAGGAGACGUACUACUAGGUUCAUACCCAAGUCGCCCGACAAGAUUUUGGAUGCUCCUGACUUGGUGGACGACUAUUAUCUGAACCUUCUUGACUGGAGCAAGUCAAACAUCCUCGCUGUGGCACUGAGGCAAAGCGUGUUCCUCUGGAAUGCGUCGAAUGGAGCAGCGCACAAACUGAUGGAGACUAGCGGGAGGGGGAACAUCGUCACCUCCCUGGCAUGGGGAGAUGUGCCGAGUGGCAACACGCUAGCAGUCGGAACUCACUUCUCAGAAGUCCAGCUGUGGGACGUUACGACUGGAACUGUGAUCAGACAGAUGGGGGGUCAUCGAUCCCGCGUCUCGAGCAUGUCUUGGAAUGGACAGAUUGUUAGCAGUGGCUCCCGCGACUCGACCAUCCACAACCAUGAUGUGCGGGCACGAGACCACCAGGUGGCGGAACUGAUAGGACACACUCAAGAAGUCUGCGGGCUGAAAUGGUCCCCGCAAGGCACUCAGUUGGCAUCGGGCGGCAACGACAACAUCUUGAACAUCUGGGAGGUGGGCCUGCUGAGCGCUUUGCUCCCUCGUCUCAUGCGCUUUUACCCGCUACAGGCAGCGGUGAAGGCAUUGGCAUGGUGCCCCUUUCAUUCGAACCUGCUCGCCUCAGGAGGAGGAACUGCCGACAGGAAGAUCUGUUUAUGGAACACGAGCAAUGGGCAGUGCAUGAACGAGGUCGACACCAAAUCGCAGGUCUGUGCGGUCCAGUGGUCAACACAUGACAGGGAGCUUGUAUCCUCCCAUGGGUUCACACAUAACCAGUUGAUCCUGUGGCGAUACGCGGGGAGAGGACGAGUGCACAAGGUUGUGGAGCUGACCGGACAUCAAGCUCGCGUGCUGCACAUGGCGCAGUCGCCGGACGGCACUACGAUUGUCUCAGCAGCGGCAGACGAGACGCUGAGGUUUUGGCGCAUCCUCGGGUCGCCGACCAGGAGCGCGGCGAAGCUCAAGAUGGAGCACUCCUCUCGCGGUCUGCUGGGGGCGAACUGCAUCCGAUAG